This is a messenger RNA of Sphaerodactylus townsendi, 1530 nucleotides long. It is a transcript of the gene TARDBP, whose product is annotated as TAR DNA binding protein. The record is from RefSeq and is a predicted model, not a curated record. NCBI's taxonomy places the organism in Eukaryota, Metazoa, Chordata, Lepidosauria, Squamata, Sphaerodactylidae. The coding region runs from base 196 to 1443 and encodes 415 amino acids. Gene Ontology annotation, biological process: regulation of gene expression. The transcript is spliced from 6 exons. Gene Ontology annotation, cellular component: nucleoplasm. Gene Ontology annotation, molecular function: RNA binding.
AAUCCUAGCAAGAAAGAAUCUCACACAUCAACGCCUAUAACGUUUCUUCCCGAGCGGUUUCUUCUUCCGCAGCAUUAUGAAAAACAAAAAGCCCUGCUGCACUGAAGAGAUAGCCUCUCCGCGGGAUUGGUAUGGCCCGCUCCAAGCCCGAGGCUCCAACCCGUCGCUUCUGAGAGAAGUAACCUCACGGCAGAUAUGUCGGAAUACAUCAGGGUUACCGAGGAUGAGAAUGAAGAACCCAUUGAGAUCCCCUCAGAGGAUGAUGGGACUGUGUUGCUAUCUACGGUCACCGCUCAGUUUCCUGGGGCUUGUGGCCUGCGCUACAGAAAUCCUGUGUCUCAGUGUAUGAGAGGAGUCCGAUUAGUGGAAGGAAUUCUGCAUGCACCAGAUAAUGGCUGGGGAAAUCUGGUUUAUGUUGUUAAUUAUCCCAAAGACAAUAAGCGGAAAAUGGAUGAAACAGAUGCCUCAUCGGCUGUGAAAGUGAAGCGAGCAGUGCAGAAAACGUCUGAUCUCAUCGUUUUGGGACUGCCGUGGAAGACAACUGAACAGGAUCUAAAAGAAUAUUUCAGCACAUUUGGAGAGGUUCUCAUGGUGCAGGUUAAGAAGGAUAUAAAAACUGGCCAUUCAAAGGGUUUCGGGUUUGUACGAUUUACGGAUUAUGAAACCCAGGUGAAAGUCAUGUCUCAGCGACACAUGAUAGAUGGCAGAUGGUGUGACUGCAAACUUCCAAACUCUAAGCAAAGUCCAGAUGAACCUUUGCGUAGCAGGAAGGUGUUUGUUGGGCGUUGCACAGAUGACAUGACAGCAGAUGAGCUUCGUUCGUUUUUUUCACAAUAUGGAGAAGUGGUUGAUGUCUUCAUCCCCAAACCAUUCAGAGCAUUUGCCUUCGUUACGUUUGCUGAUGAUCAGGUUGCCCAGUCCCUUUGUGGCGAGGACUUGAUCAUAAAAGGAAUCAGCGUCCAUAUAUCCAAUGCUGAACCUAAGCAUAAUAGCAGUAGACAACUAGAAAGAGGUGGAAGAUUUGGUGGUAAUCCAGGAGGCUUUGGGAAUCAGGGUGGAUUUCCUAACAGGGGGGGAGGCGGUGGAGGAGGAGGGUUGGGAAAUAACCAGGGCAGUAACAUGGGGGGUGGAAUGAAUUUUGGAGCCUUUAGCAUCAACCCUGCCAUGAUGGCGGCAGCUCAGGCAGCGCUCCAGAGCAGCUGGGGGAUGAUGGGCAUGCUAGCGAGUCAGCAGAGCCAGUCUGGGCCGUCUGGGAACAGCCAGCCGCAAGGCAACAUGCAGAGGGAGCAGAACCCAGGCUUCAGUUCAGGGAGUAAUUCCUACGGAGGCUCAAACUCUGGUGCAGCAAUUGGGUGGGGCUCGUCCAAUGCAGGCUCUAGCAGUGGCUUUAAUGGAGGUUUUGGCUCGAGCAUGGAUUCCAAAUCAUCUGGCUGGGGAAUGUAGGCAAUCCAAUACAGACUCUGUGGUGGGAAAGCUGAUUUUUUUCCCUAGAGUUUCUGGUAAGUAUAUUAUAAGAUGCAUAUACUAAAA